AUGUUCUGUCCUGUCUUUUUUUCAUCAUGUUACCUUCCUGGCCCCCUUUCCUCCCCCUGUGUAACACAUACCUGGUCCCCCUCGCUCCCUGAAUCCUGUCUCUGCUCCCUCGGUGUCCCUGUUUGCUCCUUCUUGUCCUAUCUGGCUCUCUCAGGUUCAGGCCCAAUAAGUCGGUCCCAGCCUACGAUCAGGGCUCGGCCUGCACCAGAGCAUCAGCUGGUCGUGAAGGGUGAGGAGGGCCGAGAGCUGCGUGUGGUGGUGAACACCAACGACCCGGACUACGAGCACAUCUACUCCAUCGAGGCCUACGAUGACCCCUUGGAUGAGCUGCUUUACUUCACUCCCACUGCCAACCAGAGCGAUGGUGAGGUUGUCAAGGAUGAAACUGUCAAAACAGUCAAAGCUGAACCAAGCAAAUCAGCCACAGCUGUCGUUAAGAAAGCAGCAACAGCUGAUGGUCAGAGAGCAGCCAAAGUUAAAGCACCUCUGAGAGCAGUCAAGCCCAAAACAGUCAGGUCCAAGAGGAGAGUCAAAGGGGAAGCUCCGGCAGACCUGUGCUUGCUGCCCAUGGAGGAGGGGAGCUGUGGACGAUACACUCUGCGCUGGUACUUUAACAGUCAGGUUCAGGCCUGCAGGCCCUUCAUCUACAGCGGCUGCGAAGGAAACGACAACCGCUUCCUCCACCUGGAGGAGUGUGAGGAGCUCUGCCUUGGGGAGGUCAAAGGUUCUCGUCCCUUGAAGACAGCACGAUGAUUGAGGACAAAUCCUCCUCAGCCACUGGAAUGUUAGCCUUUAUAUAACUUUAUAGGUCAUUAUUUUGUCAAAUGUUGAUGGUCAAGAUUUGUUUUUGUUUAUUUAUUGUUUCUGUAAACCCAACCAAACUUUACCCCAGGUUGAGAGGGGAUCCCAGAGUGCCUCCUUGCUUAAUGUUCUCCAAAUAAAAGACAAAAUAGAGUUAUUAGGUUAAAAAAACACUUUUCUUUUUUGUGUAGCAGAGGAAUUGCACACUGAGAAGAGUUUCUUUGCUUUCACCCUGAUUCUCUCAGUUUAACUGUACCACAGUAUUGUAGUAAAGUACAUUCAGUACCUUUAUCCAUGUCAUGUUGCACACAGAUAAUAAAACCUAGAUCUACAUACAGAAAGGAAGUGAAAAAAUAACUUGACUCUCCUCACAGUGUAAUCCAGUAUUUCUUAGGUAAAUACCAAUACGGUGAAGCUCAUAAUGUGUCUUCAACUCAGUGUUCAUUUUCGAGGCUGUAGUUUGUAGUGUUCAGUCAUUAUAUGCGUCAACAUGGAGCCUGUUACUCCACCUAAUAUUGGGGGGAAAAAAACGGACAUGAAUUUCUUUCUGUUAGGCAGUGACGGUUGAGAAUUUUCUGAUGAAACAAUACAGCUGUUUUACAAAUCCACAACAGUAACAAAGCACUUGGCGCAGAUUCACUUUAUUUUGCAGUCGUUAAACCUUGUCCUUGAUCUGACUGAUUACAUUAAGAAGGAAAAAGGUCUACACGUGACCUGCAUUCCCCUUUGCUAAUGAGGUUUCUCAUGAUUGGUUUAUGUCCUAAUUACCUGAGUCUGACUCACCGUCGAUGCAGGCUGCAACCAUCUAAUCCUGUUUUCUAACUCUGUGCUUCAAAUUGCCUUUUAAAAAAAUCACAAAUAAAAAUGGCGAUUGUCAGUAGGGAAAGAAAUUGAGAACCAGUUCCAGGUGACUAAACUAGAAUUGACUUGACACUUCUGUACUCUUGUUUCAAUUCUGUGGCCUGUGCUGCAGAACUUUCAACCUCUGUAGCACCAGUGCUGUGUGCAAAACAAGUUAAGGUACUGCCCUGUGCAGCUUGUAAUGUCUGUAAAACGAUGCAUUUGAUGCAACGUGGACUUGACACACGAGUGCCACUGCUUGCCAACUGAGCCGCAUGUCCUGUCAAUAUCCUAUGUUAUGAUAACACGAGCAGCUUUGCCUCACACCUCUUCCUAAGCGUAAUAGACUCCCGGAAUGUUGUUGACGUACAUAUGUCUAGAUACUUCUUUGCGCUCCAUCCGCCAGAGUCGCUCUCUGUAUAUCAGGAAGAAGUUGUGGGAGGUUGCUCCUGGCCUUAUCUGGACAUGUUAAAAUAUUAACAGAUCAGUUUUGGGGAAAGGGGUGAGCAGGCAUGUGCUUGGCUGGGGGCCCUGGAGCUCUGGGAAGGUUUGCUGGAAUGAUCAUCUGAGCUCUUGGAACAAACUAAAUGUUCUGUCCAGACAGGUUGGAGCCCGAAAACAGACUGACCCAAAACAGGCCAGAAAACCAAGACUAAAAUGAAAGCCAUACAAAUAUUCUGUUGAUCUACACUGUUCAGACUCAAGAGAAGAUAAUUAAACAGUUGUUUCCAUAUAGAAAAUUGAUCAGGAAUCAAUGAGGAAUCAAUAAAGAAUCUGAUAAGAUAAGCAGAAUCGAUAUUUGAACUGCUAUCCAUAAAAUCUGAUCAGCUCUCAGCUCCAUUUAAGCUGACACAUACUGCUGAUUGGCAUUCUACUUACUAUGACUCGCUUGUGCGGCUGCCUUUGUUAUCAUGAUUUGCGGUAGGUGUCAAAGAGAGAAAUAUAAAAAUCAUGACAACCAAAAAUAUGAAAGCUUCAUCAGCAAAGAGGAACACAAGCACAACCUCAGCAACACUGAAUGAAAUACACACAACAGUGCAUUUUGUUAACGCACAGUCCAAACUACAGCCUUUAUGACCUUCACUGUACUGGUAGUUACUGCAAGGAUGUUGAGAUAUAAGGUGUUUUUAUUAUUUUUGCUCACUCCUCAGAUGUAAAGACUGUUUUACUGUCUACUUAGUAAAGUAGUGAAGUGGGCAGAGUUGUGAGUUCUGGAAGUAUUUUCUCCUUUGUACAUGAAAAUGAGCAUUUGAAAAUUUUCUUCUAAUGAUAAUCUUACUGUAAUGUUCGUCAACAAGUUAGCACAGGAGCAGGGUUGGGGAGUAAACAGAAAAAAUAAGUAACUGUAAUCAGCCCAGGUUAAACUUGAAAAGAUGCGUAGUUAGAUUAUAGUUACAUUGUCAAGAAACACUUUAACAUUUUUGAUUAUGCCUUAUGGCAGCCUCUAUGGCAGUUUUAGAAUUAUGAGACUUUCUUUAUGAUAACCAGUGCUCUGUUAAUUGAUUAAUUAACAGCAUGUCCCACAUAAAGAGUUAAGUACACCUAUAGUCUGUGCCAGUUGUGUUUUUGUAAGGGUUAUUUGAUUUGAUCAAAUGUAAAUGCUAAAUAUGCAAAAUGCUUUUUCUUUCCAUUGAAAACGUUUUGAGAGAAAAGACUAUUUGAUAUUUGUGAAACUCAAGUUUUUGUGGCUCUGGUUUUUAGUAUAAGGUGCAGUAUUUUCAAUACUUGAUUGUAAAGUAAUCCAAAAGUAUUCAGAUUAGAUUCCAUUUCAUUUGUAAUCCAAUGGAUUACAUUACUAAAUUUAAAAAAAAAAUGCCAUGUAAUUUGUCUUCAGUAACUGGCUACAUGUCAAAGUAAUACAACCAAACCCUGCAAAGUAGUCGCCUGGUUGAAGUAACUUCUAAUUUAUUAUUUCAGCUUUGUUUCUGAGAAAUGGUGUCUUUUCGGUCAGUUUGGUUCACAGAUGGCUCUAAAUACUGUAGUAUUAAGAAGCAGACGAAAACCAGAGACUAGGGCUCCGUAUGUAAUCAGAAUAAUAUCAAAAUCGCAAUAAUCAAUAAUAAUAAUGGCCAAGUGCAAUAUACAAAUUGCAGGAACUACAAUUUUUUGAUAAAGGGGAACAUGAUUGUUUGGCACAGACCUCAGCAAAAAUCACAUCAUCAUCAUUUUUAUAUUUUUUCAGUGGAAAUAAAAUGCAGAAAUUACCAUUCCCACUAAAAUCAAGACUUGUAUAACAAUCUGUCAAAAUACUCACGAUGCAAUUUAUUUCAUGCCUCCAUACCGGCGCUGGCUGUGUUGUCAGUCAAUACAUAUGUCCAUCCAUCCGUAUGUCCUACCGUCCAUACGUCCAUCCCAUUCUCUUGAAUGCUGUAUCUCAAGAACAGCUUGGCACAAACGCUGCUUGAACUGAUUAAAUUACAGUGGUUGAAUGUCAAGGUUGCCGUGACCUUGCAUCCAUCUUAUUCUUGGGAACCCCUAACCCUAACCCUAACCAUCUCAACAACACCUACAAGGAAUUUCUUCAAAUUUGGCACAAAUGUCUGCUUGGUCUCAAGAAUAAGCUGAAAAGGUCAAGGUCACUGUGACCUCACACAUUUUUGGCCAUAACUCAGGAAUUACUUCAUUAAUACUGACAAAGAUUUGCAUAAAUGUCUAAUAGGAUAAAAUGAUAAAGUGAUGACAUUUGAUAUCCAAAAAGUCAAAAGGUCAGCGUCACUGUGACAUCAUAAUGUUCUAUGAAAACACUUGUCUGGCCAUGACUCAACGUCUCAACUUGGAAACAGAAGGGGCACAUUUGGUCAGAAGCUGAAAUGGUGACACUAAUCUCAGGUAUUCACCUUGAAACCGUGCUGAUUAUGUAGAUGUUCAGUGCUGCCAGAGGGAAGACGUGUGUGAAGCAUCCAUGUUUUUGUAAUUGGUUCAUGGAGGCUUACAGUCACUAGGCAGUAAUUCUAAUUUUGCAUAUCGUGCAGCCCUUUCAGAGACACAAAUCAGAGCUUUAAAAAAGAACAAACACUUCACCAUGAGUGCUGAAUUCAUGCAAAGUUGUGAGUUCUCGAUUUCAACAUGGCAUAAACUUUACUUUUAACCCUUUUCUAAUCAAAAUAACAGCAACAUUUCAUGGCAGCUAAUUCAGGAAGCAUGGAAAUCUAGACCAAAAGCAGAAAAAGCAACUUAAAUAAUACUUACUUAUAAUAAUAGUAUACAACUGGUUUCAGCCCUUAACAAUGCUCUGUGAUACAUUGUCUUUACUGUGGUGCUCAUGAGGAGUUAAAGCUGACGUCUCUCCUAAAGUUUUUAUGUACACGGUCUUGUAUGUAAGAAGCAGAUUUUUUUUGACUUGGUUAAAAUGAAUGAAUUUUACCAGGAGAUUUUUAUCCCCAUCAAAGCCUUGAAAGUGCUCUAACUGCAUCAAAUAUACUGUCUAUGCAGAAAAUGACCAGGACUUUUACUUUCAGAAUUCCUGUCAUCUGUCCACACGAUAACUAUGCAAGCACGUCUAUAUUGGGUUAUUAUCAUGGAUAUAGUUUUGUCAUUUGUAUUAAAUAUGAAGAAUCAAGCACAAUAUUCUGCCAAUUAUUUGUACAUAAUGUUUUUAUUGUUUGGGGGACGUUGUGUUUCUGAUCACGACUGCAUGUUUACCUGCCAGAGAAAAAGUGCUAUUUUUAAAGGUAUUUUUAUACUGUGUAUUGAAGAUGGAAACCUAUGUGUCUUUGGUGCUAACCAUUAUGUUUCUGUAGUAUUAUGGUACAUUUUAAAAGGCAUUUCUAAUAAACCAAAUGUUCGAGUAAAAACAAGAGUGGUGUAUUCUCUGAUUUUAGCUGGUAAUCAUUUACAGCUUUUAGCUUUGAAUGUAAACAGUGUGCAAUGUUUGCGCAUAGAAACGCGGCUUUUGAACCUGUGACCUUCUUUUGAGCAGACAGUGUGUUUGCCAACUAGAA
Epinephelus fuscoguttatus (brown-marbled grouper) is the source of this 5582-nucleotide messenger RNA. RefSeq lists its product as uncharacterized. The record is from RefSeq and is a predicted model, not a curated record. The transcript has 5 exons. The coding region runs from base 1 to 753 and encodes 250 amino acids. Gene Ontology annotation, molecular function: serine-type endopeptidase inhibitor activity. Lineage: Eukaryota; Metazoa; Chordata; Actinopteri; Perciformes; Serranidae.